AAGAUGGGAAAUCAAUCUGUGAUCCCAAGCCAGCAUGCUGGUUAUUGGAACAGAGGCACACCUAUUAUAUAUGAUAAGACUAUGUUAAUCCAAAAAGGAGCUAUUAGGAGGAAACAUAGCCAGAUCAUGGUCUGGCAUAAAGACCAUAUCAAUGGCUUUGAAGUUAUGUAUGGAAAGAAUUCAGCAGGUGUCAGAGGAGGCAAGGAUUACAAGAAUUCGCCUUGUCAGAUUGUGAGUCUUGGAUCUAGUGAGUUUAUCACCUGUGUUGCUGGGUCCCAGACUGAAGCUAUUGAUGAGCUUAUUUUUUACACUAAUAAAGGAAAUAUCUUUAAAACUGGUGUUAAUAAAGGAGGUAUGCCUUUUACGCUAAGUCAAGGAGGGGAUAAGUUCGUGGUCUACUUUUCUAUUGGAAUGAGCGAAUAUAUGACUUACAUCAAAGCAGAAUUUAGGCCCCUCCCUGCCAUGUUUGGGCGUAAUACCGCACCUUUUUGUCACAUCAAUAAUAUGGUGGUACACCAAAGAGCUGUGUAUCCACCAGUUGAGAAUAGGCUUUCUCAGAAUGCACCAAUAGCACAGAGUCAGAAUACUCAGGGUCCUCAGAGGCCUGCAUCGAUUGCUGCUCAGGCUAAUGUAGAAGUAUCUUCUCCUGAAAUUAAGGUAGAGAGCGGAAAACUCAACUCUGGAAAGAUUUCAGAUACACUUCCUGAGAAGUUAUUUUAUCCAAGUAUUAAUAAUGAAAGAGAAGUCCAGAGUGAAGGUGACAAUUCAGAUGAAGAAUCUAAAUUUGAUAGAUUAAAUGAUGAAAUGAGUAUUACAAGCUCUGCUAGAAAUUCUCUGGCUGGUCCAGCUAAAAUGCACGGAGGGCUUAUUCCUGUAAUCAGCCAAGUUUCUGAAGAGCAAACUUCGGAAGUUGCAAGUCAGAGAGCUGCAAUUCCCUCACAAGCUAACCAACAAACCCUUGCAAGAAACGUGAGACUAGUAUGCUACAAAUCAAAUGUUGCAGGGAAAGUUUACUCGAACACUGUCAUGUUUGAUGACUAUGAAACUUUGAUAAAAGAAUGCUUAAAUGCAUACAUGUAUGAGGUUAGGAUCAUGCAUGACUCAGAUUUUAUAUAUGGCAUGCAAGGAUUUUACCAAGUUGAUGACAAGAUCGUAAAAGGGCCAGCCCAUUUUGGAAACCAAGUCCAUACUAGAUGUCAGUGUCACUCACUUAAGUUGCAGUAUGGUGAAUGCAUCGUUUCGAUUACUGGAAAUUAUCAGGAAGUUAUUAAUGGUCUAAUAAUCACGACUUCUUUAGGAAAAGUAUAUGCUUUCGGAAACUACACCUCAAGAUGUGACACUUCGAAAUGUACUACUUUCAGCCUCGUGAUUCCUAAAGGAAAGAGAGCAGUUGCUCUGGCAGGAGGAGCUAGUGGAUAUUUGAACAAUAUUUCAGUGCAUUAUACCUAAAUCCCAAUCUUUGCUAAUGAGCCUUAGUUUCAACAUGCA
Messenger RNA from Moneuplotes crassus, 1488 nucleotides. Lineage: Eukaryota; Ciliophora; Spirotrichea; Euplotida; Euplotidae. The record is from the annotation of a GenBank genome assembly.